Molecule: messenger RNA, 1946 nt
Organism: Haliotis rubra (blacklip abalone)
Lineage: Eukaryota; Metazoa; Mollusca; Gastropoda; Lepetellida; Haliotidae
Exons: 7
Coding region: 178-1638 (486 amino acids)
Molecular function (GO): hydrolase activity
Source: RefSeq, a predicted model, not a curated record
AGAUAGGAAGCCGUGGUCUGUGAUCUCCAGCACUGUUGUCUGGGGCGACUCACUACCACAGACACAGGCCGUUUGUAUCGGUCAAACCACCUGCGUCACGUGAUCCUGUGACCUCGUAGAACGGCAUUGUGUUAGAUUACACGAGUUCCAGGUCGUUCAGUCGCUUCGCAGCGGAGGAUGUGGAACGUUGUCUUUAUUGCUGCCGUUCUUGGAUGGGUCACGUGUACCCUAGCGGUCACCCCCCACAUUCUGCCCCCUCUGGUCCAAACAGGGCCAGAAGCAGCACUUAUUAUUGCCCCAGGGGCGUAUCUGAAGGGAGAAGUGUAUGAACCGUUAGGAACUAAGAUCCAGCAGUCGACAGACCUGAAACUCUGGGUCGUCCUUCUCGGGGAGUUCAUCGAUGACCUUCCAAAUCCAGUAGAGCUGCCCAAGGGCAUAGCAAACGCUACUGCGCAGCUCCGGAAGCGCGGGAUGACGUCUGAUAACAUAUUCCUGGCUGGUCACAGUUUAGGAGGUGUCUUUGUGGGCGAGUAUGGGAAGUCUCAUGCGCAAGAGUUAAAGGGCAUCUUGCUGCUGGCGUCUUACCUCACCAAGGGGAAUCCCCUGUCCCAGUAUCCUGUUCCUGUCCUCACCAUCUCCGGCGACCUGGACGGCAUGACACGCAUUACCAGGAUCGCCGACACCUUCCAGCAGCUAAAAGGCGACGUCGCCAACAACGCCAGCGCCAUGUACCGCACCCCCGUCAUCGUCAUGUCUGGAAUAAACCACGGCCAGUUCGCAUCUGGUAAAAUGACCCCAAGCGUCCUACAGAAGGACCUUGACCCGGAAGUGAACCUGACGACUGCGCAUGAGGUCAUAGCUCGGCACUGUAACGAUUUUAUGGUGGCGACGUUGAGGCAACCAACAAGUGAGGUGACGACUGCUCAGAAGGCCUUGACCGAGGCGUACAAGAACACCGGCGUUAUCACGGAGCCUCUGAUUCAGAUGAAGGCAUUGGACGAGAAUGACCACCUGGUGUCCGGAUGGAGCAUCCAGGCGCAGAAGAUCCUUGCUGACAAUGUGGUGUCCAAUCUCGAGGUGGUCAAUAGUGUCUAUGACUACACGGAGUUCGGCCUGUCGAAACCAAAGAUUAACAAGACCGGAUCCGGUGAAGUAACUGUAGCUACGUACACCUACGUGGACGUCCCUUCCAACCCCAUGGACAUCUCCACGAAUCUUGACUCGCCCCUACAGCUCGAGGUGAAGAUGAAAUCACGUGAAGCAAUAGCUGGAGCAGCGACCUCUGGUGGCAGAUCUGUUACAGACUCCCCCGGAAGUUGCAGGGAUAUUAACGAGGCCGCGCUGAAACUGGCGGUUAGUUCUUCCUCCCUCCAAGCACAGUCUCGGUAUCGGACACGAGCUGUGCGACCGGUGGUCUUGAAGAACGACACAAGUAUGAAGACCGGAAUGGAAUGGUUGCCAAGUAAACUUCAGCUGACACAAACGGAUCGGGCCCUGGAAGUGACUUCCUCCUCCCUGAUAACGCCCGUGGAUUUUAUUAUUUCCUCACUGGCCGGGAUGUUCUACUGCAAGCUGCUGUCGCCGUAUCGCGCCAUGGAGUGGAUCUAUGUGGACUCUCUCAGGAACCAUACUCUCUGAUGUCGCUGUCGUUCUGUGAUGUCGAUCAAUCAAUGUACGGACCAGAGACACAUCCCGCCAGUGUUGCAGCAUGGUUGCAGCUAACACCGUGUACCACCACCACCACCACCGUGUACCACCACCACCACCACCGUGUACCACCACCACCACCGUGUACCACCAUCACUUCAUGCAUAACUGACAUUUGUCUCUCAGUGUGGUCUCAAUACAACAACAAGGGUGUGCUUCAUCUUUUAUGUCUGUUAGCUUUAUAGUGAUUUCUACAUUGUUUCAUUAAAAUCCUUCAUUGUAACUACUCAAGCGCUAUC